Puma concolor (puma) is the source of this 6159-nucleotide messenger RNA. Lineage: Eukaryota; Metazoa; Chordata; Mammalia; Carnivora; Felidae. The record is from RefSeq and is a predicted model, not a curated record.
AUGUUCUCCAAGAAGCCGCACGGGGACGUGAAGAAGUCUACCCAGAAGGUGCUGGACACCAAGAAGGACGCGCUGACCCGUCUCAAGCACCUGCGCAUCGUCAUCGAGAAUGCAGAGUCUAUAGAUCUUAAACAGUUUUUUGACCAACAUUUUUCACAUAUAUAUUAUGUGUUCUUUGAGAAUUUUGUGACUAUUGAAGCUAGUCUGAAACAGAAAGGUCACAAAUCUCAGAGGGAGGAAUUGGAUGCUAUACUUUUUAUUUUUGAGAAAAUUUUACAACUUCUUCCAGAAAGAAUUCAUCAGCGAUGGCAGUUUCAUAGUAUUGGAUUGAUUUUAAAGAAACUACUCCACACAGGAAACUCCUUGAAGAUCAGGCGGGAAGGUGUUCGUCUUUUUUUAUUAUGGUUACAAGCUCUUCAGAAUAACUGUAGCAAAGAACAACUUUGGAUGUUUUCUUGCUUAAUUCCUGGAUUUUCAGCACUACAAUCUGAACAUGGACCUCGAACUUUAGAUAAUCUCAUUAAUCCUCCACUCAACCUUCAAGAAACUCAAGUCACUAUAGAGGAAAUCACUCCUCUUGUCCCCCCACAAUCAGGAGACAAAGGACAAGAAGAUCUCACAAGCUAUUUUCUUGAAGCACUUUUAAAAUAUAUAGUAAUUCAGGUAAAAAGUUUAGAAUGGAAGAACAAAGAAAACCAAGAAAGGGGAUUUUCAUUUUUGUUUUCACAUUUUAAGAAAUAUUACUUGCCUUAUAUUUUCCCAAACAUCUGCAAGGAGAAUAGUUUAUAUCAUCCUGUACUUGAUAUCCCACAGGUGAGACCAAAGCCACAUUAUGUUAUGAUAAAGAAGGAUGCUGAAACCAAUGAAGCAAUCUAUUGUACAAAGGAGCCUUUCAUUAAGGCUCGGGUUAUUGUCAUUCGUUGGCUGGUUUCUUUCUGGCUUGAGCCAAAGCCACAUACAGGACCUCAUAUUCCUGGGAUGGAAGGUGAAGUCUUGCCAAAGAAUAUUCAGGCAUUUUUAUUACCAAUUUGUGAAGCAGCAGCUAUGAGAAAAGUGGUAAAAGUAUAUCAAGAAUGGAUCCAGCAAGAAGAAAAACCUUUGUUUAUGCAAGAGCCUGAAGAAAUUGUGAUCUCCUCUUCAGACUUACCUUGUAUUGACAAUGUCACAGACCGUGUUAUUUCAAUGGAAGAAGGAGAAAAGAGAGAAGAGGAAAAUGGGACUGAUGUUGCUGAUCAUGUUCGAAAUUCUACUUGGACAAAAAAUGGCACCUACCAAGAUGUUCUUCAUGAUGCCUCCGAAGAAGCCACAGAACAAAACAUACGAGCUGGUACCCAGGCAGUUUUGCAGGUGUUUAUUAUAAACUCAUCAAACAUAUUUCUUCUUGAACCUGCAAAUGAAAUUAAAAACCUUCUGGAUGAGCACACAGAUAUGUGUAAACGCAUUCUUAACAUUUAUCGGUUCAUGGUUGUGCAAGUAUCAAUGGACAAAAAAACUUGGGAACAGAUGCUGCUUGUGUUGCUCAGAGUCACGGAGUCUGUACUGAAGAUGCCAUCACAAGCUUUUCUACAGUUCCAGGGGAAAAAAAAUAUGACCUUGGCAGGUCGACUUGCAGGACCACUUUUCCAGACUCUUAUCGUUGCCUGGAUCAAAGCAAAUCUAAAUGUGUACAUCUCUCGAGAACUAUGGGAUGACUUACUCUCAGUAUUAUCAUCAUUGACCUAUUGGGAGGAGUUAGCCACUGAGUGGUCACUGACUAUGGAAACACUAACUAAAGUUUUAGCUAGAAAUUUAUAUAGUUUGGAUCUCAGUGAUUUACCAUUGGAUAAGCUGAGUGAACAGAAGCAAAAAAAGCACAAAGGGAAAGGAGUUGGACAUGAAUUUCAGAAAGUUUCAGUUGACAAGUCAUUUUCUAGAGGAUGGAGUCGUGAUCAGCCUGGCCAAGCCCCAAUGAGACAGAGAAGUGCAACAACUACUGGGUCCCCAGGAACUGAAAAGGCAAGGAGUAUAGUACGGCAAAAAACUGUUGCCAUGAGAAGCCGAUCCAUUGGUGAAUGUGCUCUGCCAUCGGCCUAUAUACGCAGUGCUAAAAGUGCUCCUGUUCUGAUCCAUACUUCCAAACCCUUCUUGCCUGAUAUUGUUCUCACUCCCCUUUCUGAUGAGCUUUCAGAUAUUGAUGAUGCUCAAAUACUUCCCCGCCCAACUAGAGUCAGACAUUUUUCACAAAGUGAAGACACUGGAAAUGAAGUUUUUGGUGCUUUGAAUGAGGAACAGCCAUUGCCUCGAAGUAGCAGCACUUCUGACAUCUUGGAACCAUUCACUGUUGAACGAGCCAAAGUCAAUAAAGAGGACAUGAGCCCAAAACUGCCCCCUCUUAAUAGUGAUAUUGGCAGCAGCAAUGCUAAUGUUCCUGAUCUGAUGGAUGAGUUUAUAGCAGAACGACUUCGAAGUGGUAAUGCCUCAACUAUGACAAGAAGGGGAAGUAGUCCAGGCAGUCUUGAAAUUCCCAAAGACCUCCCUGAUGUUCUAAACAAGCAAAACCAAAUGCGCCCUAUUGAUGACCCAGGUGUGCCCUCAGAAUGGACUUCUCCUGCCAGUGCAGGGAGCAGUGAUCUUAUCAGCUCAGAUAGUCAUUCGGAUUCUUUCAGCGCUUUCCAAUACGAUGGCCGAAAAUUUGACAAUUUUGGCUUUGGAGCUGAUGCUGGGAUUGCAUCCUCUGCUGAUGUGGACUCAGGUUCUGGCCAUCACCAAAGUGCUGAAGAGCAAGAAGUGGCUAGUCUAACCACACUUCAGUUGGAUUCUGAAACAAGCAGUCUUAAUCAACAAGCUUUCUCCGCUGAAGUUGCAACGGUUACUGGUUCAGAAAGUGCUUCUCCAGUCCAUUCAGCUCUGGGAUCCAGGUCACAGACGCCUUCUCCUUCCACACUGAAUAUAGAUCACAUGGAACAGAAAGAUCUGCAGCUUGAUGAGAAGCUCCACCAUUCUGUUCUUCAGACGCCAGAUGACCUAGAAAUCAGUGAAUUUCCAUCUGAAUGUUGUAGUGUGAUGGCAGGGGGUACACUCACAGGUUGGCAUGCUGAUGUUGCUACUGUAAUGUGGCGAAGAAUGCUAGGCAUUUUGGGAGAUGUCAACGCUAUUAUGGAUCCUGAAAUACAUGCCCAAGUUUUUGAUUACCUCUGUGAGCUUUGGCAAAAUCUAGCUAAGAUUAGAGAUAAUCUUGGCAUUUCAACUGAUAACCUGACCUCCCCUUCACCACCAGUUUUGAUUCCUCCACUGAGAAUUCUUACACCUUGGCUUUUCAAGGCAACCAUGUUGACUGAUAAAUAUAAACAAGGUAAAUUACACGCUUACAAACUUAUUUGUAAUACAAUGAAAAGAAGACAAGAUGUUUCUCCAAAUAGAGAUUUUCUAACACAUUUCUACAAUAUAAUGCAUUGUGGAUUACUUCAUAUUGAUCAGGAUAUUGUCAAUACAAUCAUCAAGCACUGCUCACCUCAGUUUUUUUCACUUGGUUUGCCUGGUGCCACAAUGCUUAUUAUGGAUUUUAUUGUAGCAGCUGGUAGAGUGGCUUCUUCAGCUUUUCUCAAUGCACCAAGAGUGGAAGCACAAGUUCUUCUGGGAUCCUUGGUUUGUUUUCCUAACUUAUAUUGUGAACUCCCUGCUCUCCAUCCCAACAUUCCUGAUAUUGCCAUGUCUCAGUUUACAGAUGUUAAGGAACUUAUAAUCAAAACUGUAUUAAGCUCAGCAAGAGAUGAGCCCUCUGGCCCUGCACGAUGUGUAGCACUGUGCAGUUUAGGUAUUUGGAUUUGUGAAGAACUAGUCCAUGAGUCUCAUCAUCCUCAAAUUAAGGAAGCUCUGAAUGUAAUUUGUGUUUCCUUAAAGUUUACCAAUAAAACAGUAGCCCAUGUAGCUUGUAACAUGCUUCACAUGCUGGUUCAUUAUGUACCUAGACUUCAGAUUUACCAACCUGAUUCUCCCUUGAAAAUUAUUCAAAUCCUAAUAGCCACUAUUACCCAUCUUUUGCCAAGUACAGAAGCUUCAUCUUAUGAAAUGGAUAAGAGGUUGGUUGUAUCCUUACUUCUGUGCCUCCUGGACUGGAUCAUGGCCUUACCUCUAAAGACACUGCUCCAACCAGUCCAUGCUACAGGAGCAGAAAAUGAUAAAAUAGAAAAAUCUGUCCUCAAUUGCAUUUAUAAGGUAUUACAUGGGUGUGUUUAUGGAGCUCAGUGUUUUAGCAAUCCAAGGUAUUUUCCAAUGAGCCUCUCUGACUUGGCAUCUGUAGAUUAUGACCCUUUUAUGCAUUUGGAAAGUCUGAAAGAGCCUGAACCUCUUCACUCUCCAGAUUCGGAACGAUCUUCUAAACUUCAGCCAGUGACAGAAGUGAAAACUCAGAUGCAACAAGGAUUAAUCUCUAUAGCCGCCCGCACUGUUAUUACACAUCUGGUAAAUCACUUGGGCCAUUAUCCAAUGAGUGGUGGUCCUGCUAUGUUAACAAGUCAGGUGUGUGAAAAUCAUGACAAUCAUUACAGUGAAAGUACUGAACUUUCUCCUGAACUCUUUGAGAGUCCAAAUAUCCAGUUCUUUGUGUUGAACAAUACAACCUUAGUGUCCUGUAUCCAGAUCAGAUCAGAAGAGAGUAUACCUGGAGGAGGUUUAUCAGCUGGCCUUGCAUCAGCCAAUGCAAAUGUCAGAAUCAUAGUACGUGAUCUCUCUGGAAAAUAUUCCUGGGAUUCUGCCAUCCUGUAUGGACCACCUCCUGUGAGUGGCUUGUCAGAACCUACAUCCCUCAUACUUUCAUCAUCUCGUCAAGAGAAGGCCGAAGAGCCUCCUACAUCUAAUGAAUGCUUAGAAGAUAUAACAGUAAAUGAUGGGGUUUCCCUCCAGUUUAAAAGAGGAUUUAGAGAAACUGUACCAACUUGGGAUACCAUAAGAGAUGAAGAAGAUGUUCUUGAUGAGCUUUUGCAAUAUUUAGGUAUAACUAGUCCUGAAUGCUUACAGAGAACUGGAAUUUCACUUAAUAUUCCUGCUCCACAACCUGUGUGCAUUUCUGAAAAACAGGAAAAUGAUGUUAUUAAUGCUAUCCUUAAGCAGCAUACAGAGGAAAAAGAAUUUGUUGAGAAACACUUUAAUGACUUAAACAUGAAAGCUGUGGAGCAAGAUGAACCAACACCUCAAAAGCCUCAGUCAGCAUUUUAUUAUUGCAGAUUGCUUCUUAGCAUAUUGGGAAUGAACUCCUGGGACAAAAGGAGGAGCUUUCAUCUCCUGAAGAAAAAUGAGAAACUACUGAGAGAACUUAGGAACUUGGAUUCCAGACAGUGUCGAGAGACUCACAAGAUCGCAGUGUUUUAUGUUGCUGAAGGACAAGAAGACAAACAUUCCAUUCUCACCAAUACAGGUGGAAGUCAAGCAUAUGAAGAUUUUGUAGCCGGUCUUGGUUGGGAGGUCAAUCUUACAAACCACUGUGGUUUCAUGGGAGGACUACAAAAAAACAAAAGCACUGGAUUGACCACACCGUAUUUUGCUACCUCCACAGUAGAAGUAAUAUUUCAUGUAUCAACAAGAAUGCCUUCUGAUACUGAUGACUCUUUGACCAAAAAAUUGAGACAUUUGGGAAAUGAUGAAGUACACAUUGUUUGGUCAGAGCAUACUAGAGACUACAGGAGAGGAAUUAUUCCUACAGAAUUUGGUGAUGUCCUUAUUGUCAUAUAUCCAAUGAAAAAUCACAUGUUCAGUAUCCAGAUAAUGAAAAAACCAGAGGUUCCCUUCUUUGGUCCACUUUUUGAUGGUGCUAUUGUGAAUGGAAAAGUUCUACCCAUUAUGGUUCGAGCAACAGCUAUAAAUGCAAGCCGUGCUCUAAAAUCUCUGAUUCCAUUGUAUCAAAACUUCUAUGAGGAGAGAGCACGAUACCUGCAAACAAUUGUCCAGCAUCAUUUAGAACCAACGACAUUUGAAGAUUUUGCAGCACAGGUUUUUUCUCCAGCUCCCUACCAUCAUUUACCAUCUGAUGCCGUGGGCUCCUACCCAGAGAUUCUAUCCAGUGAAACUCCCACAGCAACGCAGGUAGACGGGGCUGACCUGGCCUCUCCAAUGUCUCCUCGAACUAGCAAAAGCCGCAUGUCCAUGAAGCUGCGUCGAUCCUCUGGCUCAGCCAAUAAAUCCUAA